Silurus meridionalis is the source of this 1598-nucleotide messenger RNA. RefSeq names its product lipopolysaccharide-induced tumor necrosis factor-alpha factor homolog. The record is from RefSeq and is a predicted model, not a curated record. Lineage: Eukaryota; Metazoa; Chordata; Actinopteri; Siluriformes; Siluridae. Gene Ontology annotation, molecular function: zinc ion binding. Bases 285 to 740 code for a protein of 151 amino acids. The transcript has 4 exons.
ACUCAGAUUAUAGAAAAUAUACAGCCUCGAUAACCUGAAAAAGAACUGGUAAGAUUAUACUCACACACACACACACACACACACACACACACACACACACACACACAGAGUGGAAUGUGAUGUCAGAAAGGUGAACUGGUUUGGUCAGUAAUUAUCUUUAACACCAAAGAACACAUUCUACACAGACACUCUGGAAAUAAACACACACACACACACACACACACACACACAGGAGAAAGCAUCAACAUGGGAGCUCGAGAUCAAAGUCUAAUCACAGAGGAGGAAUGAGACGCUGGACAGAUGAAACACGACUAAAGAAGACAAGAGAGCAGUGUGUCGGAGUUCUGCCUGUGAACACCACUGUGUCUCCUUAUCCAAUCCUCAGCAUUCCUACAGAGACUACACAACCCUACACAACUCCACACAACUCCACACGGCCUACACACACAGUGUUUGUUCAGCCUUCACACCAUCAGCUCCCUCAGUGGCAGCAGCAGCAGCAGCAGGGUGGAAGUCUGGGUCCUGCCCCCACUGUCACCACCUGCCCUCACUGCCAGCACCAAAUUACCACCAGUGUGCGUUACAGACCAGGAGGCACAGCAUGGGCCACGUGCUGCCUGCUUACAGUCGUGGGGCUCGUCUGUGGAUUUUGUUUAAUCCCCUGCUGUCUGAAAGAAUUCCAGGAUGCUUAUCACUCAUGUCCUGCCUGUAAAAAUUACUUAGGCGUAUAUAUUCGCUAAAACAAACACACACACACAUACACACACACACACACACACACACACACACACACACACACACACACACACAUUGUGUAUUAAAGCAUGGUCUAAUUUCUGCUGGAAUAACCUACAAAAAUAUCAUCAUUAUGACUAACAUCAUGAUCUGGAACAUUCCACUGGUGAAGGUGAGACACUUGUACAGGUUGUAUGGAUGAAGACUGCUGAAGCCUGAAUCAUUAACCACCAAACAGAUGUGACAUCUUCUGAAAUCUGAAGAACCUCCAGAACCUUACAUCUCAAAACUACAGAAGAGUGUAGCUAGCUGGAUAUUGUGUGCACUGUGUGUGUGUGUGUGUGUGUGUGUGUGUUUCAUUAAUCAGCCAUAAAUAAACAGUAGGAACUUUAAUUUUAUAUUUCUAAUUCUAAUUCUAAAUUGAUAUUUUCAGGGGUUUCAGACUCCCACUGUCUGGAAAGUGCACAUUUGUAAUCGCCUGCUGAGGUCCAGAGGAAACUAUAAAAUUAUAACGUGUAAUUUUACUGGAACAGAAGAACAGAAUCAAUAAUCAUUCUGGAUUCGCUUUAAACCUCAAAAACAAACAAUCACCUGGAAAUAACGGUGAUAUAAAUGUGAUUUAAAUGAUUGUAUGUGUAUUAAGAAGGAGAAUGAAAUGUUCUGAUUGCAGAGUGAUGGACCGAUGUGAAUACACUGUAUUAAUAAUAACACACGUUUCUCCACUGUACAGUGACUUGUGUCUGAAACAUUGUGUAUAUAAACUUCAUACUGAAACUCACACACACCAACCUGUACAUUUACUGUAGACGUCACACCGUGUCGAUUUACACUGUUUUACUGAAUAAAAGUUGUAUAAAACCUGA